AUGUGCUUGUUCUUGUGUUUCUGUCCUCUUUCCUCAGAGGCGUUCAGAGCCCCGGUGUUCCGGGCCGGCUCCGAUAAGAACGGCUUCUCUCUGGGUUUCCGGAAGAAUAUUGCUCAGGUGUUUGGAGACCAGAAGAAGUUCUGGCUGCUGCCCGUCUGCACCAGUCAGGGAGACGGCCUGACGUUCCCCACCCGGCUGGUGAGCGCUGACGUGGAGCAGCAGGCCACCGUCACCCUGCAGCAGGAGCCCAGCAACAGUGCUGCUGAAGUCCCUGAGAGUCCUGUGAGCGAGUCUCAGAACUGCCUCCUGAGCAGCGAGCAGAACGCCAACCACGUCGCAGAGCAUCAGGAGAACAACACACACACACCAGCUGAAAGUGAAACCAUCACAAUCUCCAUCGAGAGCGAGUCCUAACGAGGUGAGAAACACUUCUUCAGGCUGUAGAUUCGGUACAAAUCGGACUUUCUUCCCUCAUCCUGUUUCCACGGGAGAACGUCCUCACUCAUCCUAAUUCAAUGUCUUAAGCAACGCAACAGUUCAGAUUUUUUUAACAUGGCAACGGUCUCCCAGAGCAACCGCAUCCACACACCAUACAGUAACCAUGGAGAUGCAUCAUUUUCACCCAACUGUGAAGCAUCUAUUCUACGGCAUUGGCAUUUUUUCGCAUGCUAAUCUCACACCUACCUACCCCUGGAGGACACGAUUGCUCCCUCUCACACACACACACACACACACACACACACAUUCAGCUAUAUAC
Molecule: messenger RNA, 757 nt
Organism: Notothenia coriiceps (black rockcod)
Lineage: Eukaryota; Metazoa; Chordata; Actinopteri; Perciformes; Nototheniidae
Product: palmitoyltransferase ZDHHC2-like
Exons: 4
Coding region: 1-414 (137 amino acids)
Source: RefSeq, a predicted model, not a curated record